Abrus precatorius (Indian licorice) is the source of this 3349-nucleotide messenger RNA. RefSeq names its product DExH-box ATP-dependent RNA helicase DExH8. Bases 74 to 3127 code for a protein of 1017 amino acids. Gene Ontology annotation, cellular component: nucleolus; intracellular anatomical structure. NCBI's taxonomy places the organism in Eukaryota, Viridiplantae, Streptophyta, Magnoliopsida, Fabales, Fabaceae. The transcript is spliced from 14 exons. Gene Ontology annotation, molecular function: RNA binding; metal ion binding; ATP binding. Gene Ontology annotation, biological process: maturation of SSU-rRNA from tricistronic rRNA transcript (SSU-rRNA, 5.8S rRNA, LSU-rRNA). The record is from RefSeq and is a predicted model, not a curated record.
UUACUAAGUUUUUCGUCUUCUUCAAAUGCAGAGAAACUGAGAAAGUGUGAUUGACGGUUUCUGAAUUCUGAGAAUGGCGUCGCCCUCGUCAUCGUCGUCUCCUUCGCCUCAUACCUCAUACUCUUCACCAUUAUCGCAGUCCAGUUUCUCUCACUUGCCUGUGAUGUCUCUCCGGAAGAAGAUCAUCGAGAAGAUUCAAGACAAUCGCGUCACGCUUAUCGUCGGCGAGGCCGGCUGUGGGAAAAGUUCACAAAUUCCACAGUUUCUCCUGGAAGAAAACAUGUCACCCAUUCUGUGCACAUUGCCUAGGAGAUUUGCUGUUGUUGCAGUGGCCAAAAUGGUUGCAAAAGCUCGAAAUUGUGAAUUGGGUGAAGAAGUUGGAUAUCAUAUUGGACAUUCAAGGCACUUUUCAGCAAGUUCAAAGAUUAUUUUUAAAACUGCUGGAGUGUUGUUGGAAGAACUGCAAGAGAAGGGCUUGACUGCACUGAAGUACAAGGUUAUUAUUCUUGAUGAAGUACAUGAAAGAUCAGUGGAGUCUGAUCUUGUACUUGUUUGUGUGAAGCAAUUUUUGUUGAAGAACAAUGACCUAAGGGUGGUUUUGAUGUCUGCAACUUUUGAUAUUUCAAGAUACAGGGAGUACUUUGGAGAUCUUGGUAGAGGUGAACGAGUUGAAGUUCUUCCAAUUCCUAGUUCAAACCAAAGAAUUGUUUUUCAACGAAGUGUUUUAUAUCUUGAUCAGAUAUCUGAAACUCUUGGGAUAAGUUCAGAAUUAAUGAAUUCAAAAUAUUCUCGUGGUCUGGAUCUUUCCGAUGCUUACAUUAAGCCUGAAUUGCACAACCUUAUUCAUGAUCUGGUGUUGAAUAUUCAUGAGAAUGAGCCAGAUAUUGAGAAAAGCAUUCUGGUAUUCCUUCCCACCUAUUAUUCACUGGAGCAGCAAUGGCGCCUUCUGAAGCCACUUGAACCAACUUUUAAACUUCAUAUCUUACAUCGUAGCAUUGAAACUGAGCAAGCUCUUAUGGCUAUGAAGAUUUGGAAGUCACAUCGAAAGGUAAUAUUGGCUACCAAUAUUGCUGAAUCAUCUGUGACAAUACCUAAGGUUGCUUUUGUGAUUGAUUCGUGCCGAUCAUUACAAGUCUAUUGGGACAAGUCCCGGAAAAAGGAAUCUACAGAGCUUGUUUGGGUUUCCAAGUCUCAGGCUGAACAACGUAGAGGAAGAACAGGUCGAACUUGUGAUGGAAAAAUUUAUAGGUUAGUCACCAGAUCAUUUUUCAACAAUCUCAAGGAUCAUGAGAGUCCAACUAUUCUUAAAUUAUCAUUGAGGCUGCAAGUUCUUUCGAUAUGCUGUGCUGGAUCCAAGGCUAUCAAUGAUCCAAAAAUUCUUUUGCAGAAAGCUUUGGAUCCACCAGAUCCUCAAGUUGUUGAGGAUGCUUUCAAUUUGCUUGUUCAGAUGCAUGCACUGGAAAAGGCACCCCCAAGGGGCCGUUAUGAACCUACAUUUUAUGGACGCUUACUUUCCAGUUUUUCUUUGUCAUUUGAUGCUUCUGUUCUUGUUCUCAAGUUUGGAGACAUUGGAAUGCUACGUGAGGGCAUCUUGUUGGGUAUAAUGAUGGAUACACAACCAUUACCCAUCAUUCAUCCAUUUGGUGAGGAUGAAUUGUUUGCAAAGUACAUUGAUUGGUAUUACGAUGACCGAACGAUCUUAACUGGUCGAAAGGAGAUGGAAUUCAUGGGUAACUUUUGUGCAUUUGAGUUUUGGCAGCAUAUUUUCAAGGAUCAGUACCGGCUUGAACAUUUGAAGCGGGUUCUGAAGGCUGAUACUAUAUAUCCUGCUAUACAACAGACGCAUGAGCUUGAGGAAGAUUGGUGUUCUUUUCAUAAUCUCUCCCUGUCAUCUCUGUAUCAGGCGUCUGAAAUUUUUGAUGAUAUACUAAAUUCAGUACAUCGGUUCCGGCCAAAAUUUUUGAGCUCCUUUCGUGGCCUACCACCCUAUUAUGAUCCUUGUGAAUUUAAACACACUUGCCUGUUAAGAAGUCAGUCAAGUGUGCAUAAAAAUGUGGUUGCUGCAGAUGAGGAAGGUCUUGAACCAUCAGGUGAAACAAAAGAAUGUAUUGCAGUUCCGUAUGUUACUUCAAAUCACUUUCACAGUAAUGAUGUGGCCAAAAUGUUUUCUGCAAUUAUUAAAGAGACAAGAGCUCAAUACGCAGAGGAUGCUCUAAGCCAUCAAUUGGACGGUGUUGGUUUUGAUAAUUUUGAUGUCAUUGGGAAGAAUCCUCCUUGUGUAUAUUUCAUUCAGGGAUCCUGUAAUAGAGGCAGUAAUUGUUUAUUUUCUCAUUCAUUUGCAAAGAAACCCCAAUGCAAAUUCUUCUUUUCUUUGCAGGGUUGCCGAAGAGGAGAGUCUUGUUUAUUUUCACAUGAUAUGGGUCGAUCAGCAGGGUCAUUCAGGCCAAACGUUUGUCUGCCAGAAGAUAAUGACGUCAAUGCUGCAUCCCUUCUAAAUUUGUUUCCCAAAUCUACCAACAGAUUAAUUCUUAUAUUGGACGACACUGAUUUGCAUUUCUCCUCACGCCUUGCUUGCUGCUUUCAUCCAUCUAAAAUAAUUUCAACUACAUGUUUGUCCGAAACAACCAUAACAGAACCAUCACUGACAGGAGCCAGAAUUUUAUGGGGUCUAAAUCACCCUUACCAAACAAUCAUUGCCAAAGCUGGGCAGAACCUUAUUCCUUGGAAUGAAGUUCAAUGUGUACUGUGGUUCCCAUGCUUUGAGAGCUAUGGUGAAGACUUGGAUGGACAAAAGAAAGUCUUGCAAAGCUUUUUUGAGUAUCUAUUCAUUCGAAUUUUGGCUGAUGAUUUGCGCGAGGUGCAAAUUAUCAUAACCAUGAAUAAUAUCAGGUUUUCCCAACUACAGGUAGAACGUUUGGGAAGAGAAUGUUUCUUCAUCCUUACAGAGUCGUUUGCUUUUGACGAAACAAGCUUUGGAGAAGUAUAUGACAAAGUUGACGUUAGGAGGCCAAUGUUGAUAUCAAGGCCCUUCUCAUAUGUUUUCGGCCUGCACCCUCCCACUAAAAAGCUUUUCGGUGACUAUGUUGCUACUAUUAAAAAUCAUCUGUAUAAAAUUCAGAAAAAUUAGUCAUGGGCAUAUGGGGUUUAGUUUUGAACUUAUCUGGAGGCUCAGUGACUCAAUUCUAGGUGGAAGUUCAACAUAAUAUUACAUAAUGUUUAUUUAGUCGUUACUUCCAUUAGUGCCUUGAAUAGUUUUGCCAAACUAAAACGAAGGCAAAACUGUGAUGUAUCCUUUAAAUUUUGUUGCACCAUUAAUUCUUUGCAAAUCACGAGAACACUUGUUGCUUUC